Cottoperca gobio is the source of this 1511-nucleotide messenger RNA. Its product is annotated as class I histocompatibility antigen, F10 alpha chain-like. Gene Ontology annotation, biological process: immune response. Gene Ontology annotation, cellular component: external side of plasma membrane. NCBI's taxonomy places the organism in Eukaryota, Metazoa, Chordata, Actinopteri, Perciformes, Bovichtidae. The record is from RefSeq and is a predicted model, not a curated record.
UCGGAUGAUUUGAAGAUGAAGAUGUGGAUGUUUCUCCUCCUCCUGGGAACAGGCCCACAUGGCGCGGCCGCACUGACUCACUCUCUGAAGUAUUUCUACACUUCGUCUUCUGGAGUCCCAAACUUCCCAGUUGUGAUUGUUGGGUUGGUUGAUGAAGUUCAGAUGUAUCACUAUGACAGUAACACCAAGAGAGCAGAACCCAAACAGGACUGGAUGAGCAGAGUCAUAGAAGAUGAUCCUCAGUACUGGGACAGGAACACUGAGGAUCUGGUGAAUGACCAGCAGGUCGACAAAAACAACAUUGAAGUUGCAAAGCAGCGCUUCAACCAAACUGGAGGUGUCCACAUCUUCCAGUGGAUGUACGGCUGUGAAUGGGACGAUGAGACCGAUGAUGUUAAAGGUUAUGAACAGUAUGGUUAUGAUGGAGAAGACUUCAUAUCAUUUGACCUGAAGACAGAAACAUGGAUCGCUCCAGAACAACAGGCUGUCAUCUCCAAACACAAGUGGGAUCAUAACAAAGCUUUAAUAGCACAGAAGAAACACUACCUCACCCAGGUGUGUCCUGAGUGGCUGAAGAAGUAUGUGCACUAUGGGAGCAGCUCUCUGCUGAGAUCAGACCUCCCCUCAGUGUCUCUCCUCCAGAAGUCUCCCUCCUCUCCAGUCAGCUGCCACGCUACAGGUUUCUACCCUCGCAGAGCCGAGAUGUUCUGGAGGAAAGAUGGAGAGGAGCUUCAUGAGAACGUGGAGCGCGGAGAGAUCCUCCCCAACCACGACGGAUCCUUCCAGAUGAGUGUUGACCUGAACGUUUCAUCAGUCCCAGCUGAAGACUGGAGGAGGUACGACUGUGUGUUUCAGCUCUAUGGUGUGAAGCACGACAUCACCACCAGACUGGACAAAGCAGCGAUCAGGAGCAACGAAGAGAAGCUCGUCAUCAUUUACAUCCUUGUUGCUGUGGCGGCUCUCGCUCUCGUCGUCCUCGCUGUGAUUGGAUUCAUGUGCUACAAAAAGAAGAAUGCCAAAUGCCCUCCGUCUCCUGACAGCAGAUCUGAGGCCUCUGAGAAACUGAAUCCAGACUCUCAGUGAUGAACACAGCAGCCUGCACACAGUGAGGUUCUUGGUUAAAUAUUGCCCUGGAUCAAGGAGCUGUGCCCCCACCUUCUCCUCCGUAAGCUGGGAAUCCUUUGGUUAUUCAUCAUCAUAUCAUAAACUCAUCAUAUUGGGGUUUGUAAUCUAUUAGUAGAUGCUCAUUGAUUACAGAGAAAACUAAUUAGAAAAGUUGUUAACAAAUAUUUUACAAAUCCAAAUGUCAUCAAAUUAUUUGGAUAAUUUAGUUUGACAUAAAAGAAGUGGUAUUUAUUCUGAUAAUUCUUGUUUUGCUUGGUAAAUCAAAUAAAGAUGAUAAUUUUUUUCUCAUGUGAAGAGAAGCAAAACACAAUAUUAAACAUGUCUGCUGUUGGGCUUUUCUUGUAAAAUCAAUAUUGGUAAGACAAAUGUAAAUAUACACAUAAACA